AUGGAGUUCCGUGCUGUAAAACAGCCGGAGCAACGGAUUGCCCUGACCGGUUGCGUGGCGAUAUCGAAUGCCAAAUUCAGUUCCAACACUGCAUUUAAAGUCAGGAAAGACAGCAAGACGUACUACUUUACCGGCAUGCCGUCCAGUGUCCAGCAGAAUGAGAUGGGCUUCUCUGGCGUGCAGCGCGAAUUCCUCGGCCUGGCCGAAGUGGACAGCGUGACGGCGGAGGAGAUCAGCGCGAGCAAGUUGGCGCAGGUUUACUCGAUCACGCUCGAGAUCGACUUCUACUCGCGCACUGUCACGAAGCAGUCAUUCAAUGCAGAUGACUUCGCAGAUGCCAUCAAGAAUAGCUUCAGCGGCGUUCUCCUCCAAGUCGGCCAUUCCUUCCCCUUCAAGCACAAUCAAUCGCCCUUCUUCAGACUCACCGUCAAGGAGAUCAAAACGCUCACUGCCGACAAGGGCUACAAAUCGUCCAACGACAAACCAGGCCUUCUCAAUCAAAAUUCGUCCAUCAAAUUCCAGAGGAAGGCUGAUUCGACACUGAUACUCACUGGCUCCGCUGUCAGUGCCUCCGCCAAUAUCAUCAAUCCCGAUUUCGACUUCUCUAAAGUCGGCAUUGGCGGUCUCGAUGAUGAGUUCAAAGAGAUCUUCCGACGAGCCUUUGCUUCGCGUAUCUUCCCGCCAGAUAUUGUCGAAAAGAUGGGAGGCAAACACGUGCGCGGUAUUCUUCUUUACGGCCCUCCAGGUUGUGGUAAAACUCUUAUGGCGCGUAAGAUCGGAAAGAUGCUGAGCGCGCGCGAGCCAAAGAUCGUCAACGGCCCCGAAAUCUUGAACAAGUACGUCGGAGAGUCUGAAGCCAACAUCAGAAAGCUAUUUGCCGAAGCAGAAGAGGAAGAGCAACGCUUAGGGCCAAACUCAGGACUGCACAUCAUCAUUUUCGAUGAGCUGGACGCCAUUUGCAAGCAGCGAGGCAAUUCCGCUUCGUCGUCAGGCGUGCACGACACUGUCGUAAAUCAGCUGCUUUCAAAAAUCGAUGGUGUCAACUCGCUUAAUAAUGUACUGAUCAUUGGAAUGACCAAUCGUCCUGAUUUGAUCGAUGAUGCGCUCAAGCGACCCGGUCGACUGGAAGUGCACAAGGAAAUUGGCCUGCCCGAUGAAGGCGGUCGCAAGCAAAUUCUUGAUAUUCAUACGGAAAAGAUGAGGACUAAUCGGCUAAUGGCGCCCGAUGUCGACCUCGAUCUGUUGGCUGCGAAAACGAAGAACUUCUCCGGAGCGGAAAUCGAAGGUCUCGUUCGAGCAGCCCAGUCUUGUGCGUUCAACAGGUGUACCUCCGGUGGAACAAAAGCCGAAAUGGACGACGAAAAGAUCAAGAAUGUGCGUGUCGACAUGAACGACUUCAACUACGCCUUCCAGAACGACAUCAAGCCUGCCUUUGGUGUGAAGGAUCAAGUGCUGCAGCAGUUCUUGGCGAACGGGAUCGUCAACUGGGGCCACACUGAUCGACUUUUAUCCGAUGGCAUGGAUUUGGCGAACACGGCCAAGAAUGGCAAGCGCACGCACUUAGUGACCGCCUUGUUGGAGGGAGCUACGGGUGCGGGCAAAUCCGCUCUCGCCGCAAAAAUAGCCAUGGAUGCUGAAUGCCCUUGCGUCCGGCUUAUCAACCCACAGUCACUCAUUGAUCAUGGCGAAGCUGGCAAAUGUCAAGCUAUCGUGCGCGCUUUCGAGGAAGCCCACAAAUCCUCGCAGUCAGUAGUUGUCGUCGACGACAUCGAACGACUCCUCGAUUACAACCCAAUCGGUCCUCGAUUUUCCAACGCUGUCUGCCAGACGCUCCUUGUCCAACUUCGAGUAAAUCCUCCCAAGGGUCGACGAUGUCUUGUUCUCGCUACAUCCUCAAAUAAGGAAGUUCUUCACAAUAUGGGUCUAUUAGGUUGUUUUGAUAAAAUGCUUCACGUUCCAACGAUGAGAUCGUCCAGUCACGUGGCGCAAGCGCUUCAAGGUCUUGGUGGAGUGUCGGAGAGAGAUAUCUCACAAAUAUCGACGGAUAUUGGCUCGAGAGAGCUUAGUUUGCCUAUCAAAAGAUUAAUUCAUGUGGCUGGUGUUGCUGAAACAACCUGCGGUUCCAAAGGUUUCGCGAAUAAAUUCAUCUCUCUACUGGAAGAAGAUGAUUCACUGGCUGGCGCAGGAUCGAACUUUUCAAGAUCGAACUUUUAA
This is a messenger RNA of Oikopleura dioica, 2214 nucleotides long. The record is from the annotation of a GenBank genome assembly. NCBI's taxonomy places the organism in Eukaryota, Metazoa, Chordata, Appendicularia, Copelata, Oikopleuridae.